AAACCUCAAUCUUUGAAUAUAAAAUCAGCACCACAUAUCAGAAUUGGGGAGGAAAAAAAAAGAGAAAAAAAAGGAGAACAACCAUCAUCAGAACCUUAAAGCACAACAUAAUAAUUUUUUUCCAAGAAUCCCAUAUUAGUUUUUCAAAAAAAUAAGCACUUAACAGAUAAAAAAUAAACCCUACUGAUAAAAAAAUCCCAGUUUUUGUUAAAAAAAAGUACAUGAAUCCAUGAACGGAGGCAAAGUUUCAGAAGUAAGAUACCUGAGAAUCAACCACAACGUCUAAAAAUCCUUCCACCAGUUCAGGUACAUUUAGUCGCUUACAGUUCUUUAAGAACUUGCUUGCUGCUGCUUGGUUUUUAAACCACUUGAGGGACCCUUUUGAUAGAGAUCCUGGUUGAGAGAUUUUCUGUUCAGAUAUGAGGACCGGCCGGAAAGACAACAUUGCUUACAGUUUCUUCGAUCCUGAGAUUGGUGUGCUGAAGGAUAUGAUAGCAUUGAUCACACCCGACCAUGUGGGGAUGUUCAGAGAGUCAUAUGGUAGUAUCCUGAAGAUGGUUUUCAGACUCACUGACAGCGACAGGAGCGCCAUUCAUACACUCCUCCAGUUCUAUGACCCGGGGCUGAGAUGCUUUGUGUUUCCAGAUUAUUUGUUGGGGCCUCUGAUGGAGGACUAUGCUGGCAUUCUGGGUAUACAGAUUCGUGAUCAGAUUCCUUUUCAUGUCACUAGGGCCGAGCCUGAUGUCCUUGGUAUUUCCCGUGCUCUUUAUUUGAGUCCGGAGAUGAUCAAGGAGGGUUUGAAGGAGAAAGGAAAGUUACCUGGAUUUCAUUUGAGUUUCUUGGAGGCUAAUACCAAGGAACAUGCUGCUAUGGGUAACUGGAAGACGGUUUGCGCGUUGAUUGCUGUGAGCAUUUAUGGGAUUAUUCUAUUUCCUAAUCAGAAGAAUUUUGUGGACCAUAAUGCUAUUAGGUUGUUCAUACAGAGAAACCCUAUUCCUACUCUGAUCGGGGAUGUUUACUACUCGGUUCACAACAGAAACGAGAAGCGGCGUGGGGGUCUGAUCCGGUGUUGUUCUCAGUUGCUCUUCAGGUGGUUUAUGGGGUAUUUGCCUUCCCGAGGUGCCUUUGCCCAUAUUGAUCCCACUGUCAAGUGGUCCUUCAGAUUGAUGGGUUUGCGGGCUGAUGAUAUUGCUUGGACUCAUAAUGGUUUGGCUGGUCGGGAUUUUAUACACAGUUGCGGGAGUCUACCUAAUGUGCCUCUUGUGGGAGUUCAGGGUUGCAUCAAUUACAACCCGACGCUUCUCAGGAGACAGAUGGGGUUUGCCGUAGAGGGUCCUCCUCUCGGGCGGGAGAUUCAGGAGUCCUUUUACUUCCCGAUUGAUGGUAGCCAGGCCAAGCUGAGGCAAGUAUUGGAUGAGUGGCGAGAUAUCCAAAGAAAGGGUAAGGUUCCUUAUGGCAAAGUCAAUUGUCGGUAUUUUCCAUUAUUCGAGGAUUGGUUGCGGAAAAGGAUUGAGGUUACAUUUCUACCAUUUCCUGGAGGUGAUCCUGUGUGUCCUAUGAUUGAGGGUCCAAGUUCUUCUGUCAGCAUGAAAGAAUUCCUCGAGAUGAAGAGGGCCCGAGAUCAGUUACUUGCAGAGAAAGCUGAAUUGGAGAGAAGUGUUGCUCGGUUUCAGACAGCUAACCAGGAGAUCAAGGCGAAGAUGGAAGAUCAAGACAAGCGACAUGCCUUGGAAGCCAAACGCUUUGAGAUGGAUACGGCCUAUUAUGGGAAGAUCAGUCAAGCCUUGGCAUCAUCCAACCGGGAGCACGACAUCACCAAAGAGAGAUUGGCUAGAGCUUCACAGAUCAUUGAGGAUCAGAAUAGGAGGCAGAUUCUCGUAAAGGAUCAGAGAGACGACAGAGUCAGAGUUCUCGUUGCUGAGUGGGAGGCAAAGCUGAAGGUUAAGGAGUCAGAGAAUCUGAAGAUCAUCGCCGAGAGAGAUCAUUGCAUCGCUGAGAGAGAUCAUUACAUGGCAGAGAGAGAUCACUACUUCAGACAGAUGAAGAUUCACCAGAAGGAGGUAGGGAGAUUACAGCAGGAGAAUACAGAGCUCAGGUUCACCGCAGAGUUCGCGAAGAUGGAAGACGAGAUAGGGCCAUCUGUGGGACCCUCAUCCGGCUAGAUCUUUCAUUUGUUUUGGAUUACCGUCAGGCUUGUUGACGGAAUCUACUUGCUUGUAUUUCUUUCCUAUUUUGGGGGAUUGUAUUUGACUAUAUCUGAUUUGAUGUAUGACUAUGGCACUUAUUGUGCAUUUUGUUAU
Messenger RNA from Lathyrus oleraceus (garden pea), 2300 nucleotides. RefSeq lists its product as uncharacterized. The transcript is spliced from 3 exons. Lineage: Eukaryota; Viridiplantae; Streptophyta; Magnoliopsida; Fabales; Fabaceae. Bases 420 to 2162 code for a protein of 580 amino acids. The record is from RefSeq and is a predicted model, not a curated record.